Messenger RNA from Pteronotus mesoamericanus, 1082 nucleotides. RefSeq names its product DnaJ heat shock protein family (Hsp40) member C19 (gene DNAJC19). Gene Ontology annotation, molecular function: ATPase activator activity. The record is from RefSeq and is a predicted model, not a curated record. Bases 199 to 549 code for a protein of 116 amino acids. Gene Ontology annotation, biological process: protein import into mitochondrial matrix. NCBI's taxonomy places the organism in Eukaryota, Metazoa, Chordata, Mammalia, Chiroptera, Mormoopidae. The transcript is spliced from 6 exons. Gene Ontology annotation, cellular component: PAM complex, Tim23 associated import motor.
GCUUUCACCUUUUACGACAGUUUUCCGGCCUUGAUCGUGGCCGCGCCUGCCGUUUUGUCUAGGGUGCCAGUAACUGGACGUUUGGCCCCUGCUCGGAGUGGCCCUUACUCUCUGGUAGGGGCGUGGAGUUGAUGGCCACCGCCUCAGGGCUGGGAUGAACCGCGUUCUCGUUGGAGGCAGCGGAGCCGAGCCGGAGCCAUGGCCAGUACAGUGGUAGCAGUUGGACUGACCAUUGCUGCUGCAGGAUUUGCAGGCCGUUACGUUUCGCAAGCCUUGAAGCAUAUGGAGCCUCAAGUCAAACAAGUUUUUCAAAGUCUACCAAAAUCUGCCUUCAGUGGUGGCUAUUACAGAGGUGGGUUUGAACCCAAAAUGACAAAACGGGAAGCAGCAUUAAUAUUAGGUGUAAGCCCUACUGCCAAUAAAGGAAAAAUUAGAGAUGCUCAUCGACGAAUUAUGCUUUUAAAUCACCCAGACAAGGGAGGAUCUCCUUAUAUAGCAGCCAAAAUCAAUGAAGCUAAAGAUUUACUAGAAGGUCAAGCUAAGAAGUGAAAUGUAUGAUGAUUUUUAAAGUUAUCAGUUUUGUGUACAAGUACCAGCUUUUUAUAAAAUGUCCCAAAGCUACAAAUUUUAAAAAUGAUUUAGCACAAAGUCAAAGCCUUGUGUAAAUUUGUUUAAAUUUGAGGAUUUUGUCAGAUUAUACAAUAUUUGGAGAUUACUGCUCAAUAAUUAUGGGUAAAUACAUACCACUUGAAUAGAAAUACUUUUCAUUACUCAUUUAGCAAAUAACUUAGUACGUACUUCAGGGCAAAGUGAACAUGAAGGUCUCUCAAGGAACCCCAAUCUAAUGGGAGACUGAUAAACUGAUAAUUAAAAUACAAUGUGAUAAAUAGUAUGAUGGAAUAUGUUAUGGUAGACUCAUCUCAUUGGGAAGAAAGGUUGUCAAGGUACAGUGAGCUGGCUCAGCAGCUUGGAGCUGUGAAUUUAACUACACAUUUGACCUUAAAAAAUUGGUAUGUCACUGACAGGAGUCAGAUUUCAUACAUUAAAAACUUGAUUAAAAAAGAUGAGUGUGUCUUGUUUUU